CGUGCAGACAAGGAGGAAGCAUUUCUCUUGCGCUGCCACUCUGCAAAAAACUGAAAAAAUUGAUAACCGAAGACGAAAGGACGGAUCUGGGUCAACGGGGUUUGACCAGUAAAACGACAACCCAGGGGCAGUUUCGUGAUUUCGUAACGGACUAAGGGUAUGGGUUAUGGUGGUGGUGGUGUGUUAUUUAUCUCCAGCACUCUGCCCAUUUCCUUCUUCUUUGUUGCUCUCGGCUCCCUCUCUUUUCCCGUCUCGUCUUCCUCCUGAGAAAACGCCAUAGAACUCUGCAAGAGAUAGGGAGAGGGAUGAGGACCCGUAAAAGAGUCUGCAAUCAGGAUGGUGUGGGCAUCUUCUCGGACGCGGGGACGGCUUCGGGAAAGAGGAGUCGGCGGAGGAGGACGGUGGACGGGGAGGCGGAGGCAAGGUUCUCUGCAGGGAAGCGCCAGAGGAGGGGUAUUGAUAUGUUCGACUCCCUGCCCGAUGACCUCGUCCUCUGUAUCCUCUCCAAGCUCAGCGCCUCUGCCGGCUGCCCUUCCGAUUUCAUGAACGUCCUUCUAACGUGCAAGAGACUGAAGGGGUUGGCCCUCAAUUCUCAGGUUCUGUCCGUGGCGUCGUCUAAAGCUUUUGCCGUUAAAGCUGAGAACUGGUGUGACUCCGCUCACCGGUUUCUGAAGGUCUGCGCCGAUUCCGGCAACCUCGAGGCCUCCUAUACCCUCGGCAUGAUCCGUUUUUACUGUUUGGAGAACCGGGGUAGCGGGGCUUCUCUGAUGGCUAAGGCCGCGAUUGCGUCGCACGCGCCGGCGCUCUAUUCACUCGCGGUCGUCCAGUUCAACGGAAGCGGAGGGUCGAAGGACGACAAGGACUUGAAGGCGGGGGUGGCCCUGUGCGCACGGGCCGCGUUCCUCGGCCACAUCGACGCCAUGAGGGAGCUCGGCCACUGUCUUCAGGAUGGCUACGGCAUCCGCCAGAACAUCGCCGAGGGCCGGCGCUUCCUUGUCCAGGCCAAUGCCCGGGAGCUCGCCGCCGUACUAUCCACCUCCACCACGGCCGCUGUGCUGUGCUCUCGCGCAUGGCUCGCCUGGGGCCAGAACUCUGGCACUAACCACCGCCAUGUGGGUGGCGCGGGGUGCCCGCUGCUGAGCGACUUCGGGUGCAACGUCCCGGCCCCCGAGGCGCACCCGGCGAACCGGUUCCUGGCCGAGUGGUUUGCCGCACGGGACUGCUCACCGGGGCCGGGGCUGAGGCUGUGCUCUCACGUCGGCUGCGGGAGGCCCGAGUCAAGGCGGCACGAGUUCCGGAGGUGCUCGGUGUGCGGGACCGUCAACUAUUGCUCCCGCGCGUGUCAGGCGCUUGACUGGAAGCUCCGGCACAAGUCUGAGUGUGUGCCGGCGGAGCGGUGGGUGAACGAGGACGGCGGCGAAGGCAGGGAAAACAACGGGGCGGCUGACGGUGGGCGUGACAUGAUGGAGGAGAGUUGACGGUGAUGGAAAUGGCAGCUAGUGUUCUGUUCUUUCCGGGGAGGACGAAAGUGAAAACUAUCAAAAAGAUGAGGGGAGAAAAUAUCAAGGCCAAUUUUGGAUGGGUAAGUCAGGCUAAAAAGAGUAGUCUUAUUUGGAAUCCCUUAUGCGGUCAAGAUUUUGUACAGAGGGAAAAACGGUUCGCGUAAAUAGUCAGGAGAAUUUUUACUUCAUUUUCAUUUUCUUUUUUCUGAAUUAUUUUCACCAUAGUGCAAUGGCAGGACGCAGGAGACUCAAUUUCGUAAAUUAAAUUAAAUUUAUUUCAGAAAA
This is a messenger RNA of Punica granatum (pomegranate), 1787 nucleotides long. NCBI's taxonomy places the organism in Eukaryota, Viridiplantae, Streptophyta, Magnoliopsida, Myrtales, Lythraceae. The record is from RefSeq and is a predicted model, not a curated record.